Molecule: messenger RNA, 2480 nt
Organism: Mugil cephalus (flathead mullet)
Lineage: Eukaryota; Metazoa; Chordata; Actinopteri; Mugiliformes; Mugilidae
Gene: hspa8b
Product: heat shock protein family A (Hsp70) member 8b
Exons: 9
Coding region: 210-2159 (649 amino acids)
Biological process (GO): cellular response to unfolded protein; vesicle-mediated transport; protein refolding
Cellular component (GO): plasma membrane; nucleus; cytosol
Molecular function (GO): ATP hydrolysis activity; misfolded protein binding; ATP binding
Source: RefSeq, a predicted model, not a curated record
CUGGGCGGAGGGAUGUAGCUAAAGAGGGGCCGUAGGCACCCGCUCCGGUACAGAAGACCUAUAGACCCAGGGAGACAGCGACCAGUCACACACACACACACAGACACACCCAGGGUGCCUCAGUGGUGGAAGCCAGCCUGCAGUAUUAGUAGCAGCCGCUGUACGCCGUUAAAAGGACACAUUGAGUGAGUGGCUUUAACGGAGGAGCUAUGUCUAAGGGACCAGCAGUUGGCAUUGACCUGGGCACUACCUACUCAUGUGUAGGCGUGUUCCAGCAUGGCAAAGUCGAGAUCAUUGCCAAUGACCAGGGAAACAGGACCACGCCCAGCUAUGUUGCCUUCACCGACACCGAGAGGCUGAUUGGAGAUGCAGCCAAGAAUCAGGUGGCCUUGAACCCCAACAACACAAUAUUUGAUGCAAAGCGUCUCAUUGGGCGUCGCUUUGACGACACCGUUGUCCAGUCAGACAUGAAACACUGGCCCUUCACAGUCAUCAAUGAUGCCUCACGCCCCAAAGUUAAGGUGGAGUACAAGGGGGAGACCAAGUGCUUUUACCCAGAAGAGAUCUCCUCCAUGGUGCUUCUUAAAAUGAAAGAGAUUGCUGAAGCUUACCUUGGCAAGACUGUGAACAAUGCUGUUGUGACCGUGCCUGCCUACUUCAAUGACUCUCAACGCCAAGCUACCAAAGACGCAGGGACCAUUUCUGGCCUUAAUGUCCUUCGUAUCAUCAAUGAACCCACUGCUGCAGCUAUUGCUUACGGUCUGGACAAAAAGGUGGGAGCUGAGAGAAAUGUUCUCAUCUUUGACCUGGGCGGUGGCACGUUUGAUGUCUCAAUCCUAACUAUUGAAGACGGCAUCUUUGAGGUGAAGUCCACAGCAGGCGACACUCACUUGGGCGGGGAAGACUUUGAUAACCGCAUGGUCAACCACUUCAUCUCUGAGUUCAAACGCAAGUACAAGAAAGACAUCAGUGACAACAAGAGGGCUGUGCGACGCCUGCGCACUGCGUGUGAGAGGGCCAAGCGCACCCUGUCAUCCAGCACUCAGGCCAGCAUCGAGAUUGACUCUCUGUACGAGGGCGUCGAUUUCUACACCUCCAUCACCAGGGCCCGGUUUGAGGAGCUGAACGCAGACCUGUUCAGAGGAACCCUGGAGCCUGUGGAAAAGGCUCUCCGCGAUGCCAAGAUGGACAAGGCUCAAAUCCAGGACAUAGUCUUGGUGGGAGGUUCCACUCGUAUUCCCAAGAUCCAGAAGCUGUUGCAGGACUUCUUCAAUGGGAAGGAGCUCAAUAAGAGCAUCAACCCUGAUGAGGCAGUGGCCUAUGGUGCAGCUGUGCAGGCAGCCAUCUUGUCAGGUGACAAAUCUGAGAAUGUGCAGGACCUGCUGCUGCUGGAUGUGACCCCCUUGUCUCUCGGCAUCGAGACAGCUGGUGGAGUCAUGACCGUCCUCAUCAAGAGGAACACCACCAUCCCAACAAAGCAGACCCAGACCUUCACCACCUAUUCAGACAACCAGCCCGGUGUGCUCAUUCAGGUAUUUGAAGGUGAAAGGGCCAUGACCAAAGACAACAACCUGUUGGGGAAAUUUGAGCUGACUGGAAUACCCCCAGCCCCCCGAGGUGUUCCUCAGAUUGAGGUUACCUUUGAUAUCGAUGCUAAUGGCAUCAUGAAUGUUUCUGCCGUCGACAAGAGCACUGGCAAGGAGAACAAGAUCACAAUUACCAACGACAAAGGUCGCCUGAGUAAGGAGGACAUUGAGCGUAUGGUCCAGGAAGCCGAGAAGUACAAGGCUGAGGAUGAUGUUCAGAGAGAGAAGGUGACUGCCAAGAACGCUCUGGAGUCUUACGCCUUCAAUAUGAAGUCUACGGUGGAGGACGAGAAGCUGAAGGACAAGAUCAGCGACGAGGACAAACAGAAGAUUGUGGAAAAGUGCAACGAGAUCAUCAGCUGGCUGGAUAGAAAUCAGUCUGCAGAAAAAGAUGAGUUUGAGCACCAGCAGAAGGAGCUGGAGAAGGUGUGCAACCCCAUCAUGACCAAGCUGUACCAAAGUGCUGGAGGGGCUCCAGGAGGGAUGCCCGGUGGGAUGCCAGGCGGCUUCCCAGGAGCCGGUGGCGCUCCUGGAGGAGGUUCUGCCGGUCCCACCAUCGAGGAGGUUGACUAAACAAGAGUUGAAACACAUAUGCACGAGGUUGUUGACGUUCCUCUUUCCUCAUGUUAUCACAGCAUAACCUCAAUAGCCAAAACUGUUAACUACACUUAUUUGAGGAUUGUCUUGACACUUUUUUUGUACGCCAGGCUUAAGGCAGCACUUGCACUGUGACGUUCUCGGUAAGCAGUCUUUCAUGGCAAAUUUCAGUUACGUGUUCCUUUCAGAUGAGCCGGGGUUACAAUUUACUACAGUGUUGUUCUUGUUUGUUCUAUGAAGCUGAAAUGGUUGCUUUUGCACAAUAUUAAAGUGAGACUAAAUAAAAGGUUGUUUUGA